Messenger RNA from Boleophthalmus pectinirostris (great blue-spotted mudskipper), 2741 nucleotides. RefSeq names its product endothelin-converting enzyme-like 1 (gene ecel1). Gene Ontology annotation, cellular component: plasma membrane. The transcript has 20 exons. The record is from RefSeq and is a predicted model, not a curated record. The coding region runs from base 109 to 2514 and encodes 801 amino acids. Gene Ontology annotation, biological process: protein processing. NCBI's taxonomy places the organism in Eukaryota, Metazoa, Chordata, Actinopteri, Gobiiformes, Gobiidae. Gene Ontology annotation, molecular function: metalloendopeptidase activity.
GGACAGAGGAUGAGAGGAGGAGCAGAGGACAGCCACAGUUCAAAAAUCGGAAAGACUUAAAAAGAGAGACGUUAUGAUCACGCGCUGAGCUCUUCCUGCACUGGCACCAUGGAGAAGACCUACUCUCUGACUGCGCACUAUGACGAGUUCCAGGAGGUGAAGUACGGGGGGCGCUAUAGCAGCGACAUCCUGAGCAAUGGCAUGACCCUUCACCUCGGGGGCAGUCUGGACCGACACGUGGGGAGGGGCCGGGGCAGCACCUGGACCUCCAGCAAGCAGAGAAACCGUGACCUGAACAGCUCCAACGGCAGUGGUCUUCCGCGGUGGAGCCGGAGGGAGAUCUGCCUGCUCUCAGCUUUAGUAUUCGCGGCCGGUAUGUGCGUGAUCCUGGGGAGUAUGCUGGCGCUAAAGUACAUCUCACUGGACGCUCAGCAGGACCCUCAGUGCAGGCAGGACUGUCAGAAGAAGCGCUCUUUACUGCGGGCGGCGCGUUUCGUCCAGGCGAACAUUGACCCCACCAUACAGCCCUGUGAGGACUUCUACUCUUUCGCCUGUGGGGGCUGGCUGCGUCGUCACGGGAUACCGGAGGACAAACUGAGCUACGGCAUUAUCACGGCCAUUGGCGAGCACAAUGAGGAGAAACUGCAGCGCCUCCUACUGGAACCGAUCAGGCGUCGCGGAUCCGAGUCAGCAGAGCGUAAAGUGAAAGAGUUCUACAGGUCCUGUGUGAACAUAGAGGAGAUUGACAAGCUCGGGUCGGAGCCGAUGGUGGAGGUGAUUGACAGCUGUGGGGGGUGGGACCAGGUGUCAGUGCACAGCGGCGGGACGGCGGGCUGGAUGACCGAGGGCGCCCCCCAGAGGCCGGACAUAAACGAGAUGCUGUACAGGACGCAGGGGGUCUACAGUACGGCCGUGUUCUUCUCUCUCACUGUCAACGUGGACGACAAGAACUCCUCCAGGAACGCCAUCAGGGUGGACCAGGAGGGACUGACACUGCCUGAAAGAAGCCUGUAUCUGGGACAGGACGAAGACAGCAUCAAAAUCUUGGCGGCGUACAAGGCCCUGAUGGAGCGGCUGCUGAGCAUGCUGGGAGCUCACAACGCCACGCAGAAAUCCAAGGAGAUCAUUCUUCUGGAGACACGCCUCGCCAAUAUCACCAUUUCUGAAUAUGACGACCAAAGAAAAGACAUCAGCACCAUGUACAACCGCAUCACCCUCCGACAGCUGCAGAAGAUCGCUCCCAGUUUCCAUUGGAAGCGUUUGCUGGAUCGGAUUUUCCAUGAUAACUUCUCGGAGGAUGAGGAGAUCGUGGUCCUGGCCACAGACUACAUCCAGAAGGUGUCUGAAAUCGUCAACACCACGUCAAAAAGAGUACUCCAUAACUACAUGCUGUGGCGUAUCGUGGCCGCCCUCAGCGAGCACCUGUCCACAGCGUUCAGAAGCACCAUCCAUGAGUUCUCCAGAGAGAUCGACGGGACAGAGCAGCAGCUGGAGCUCGGACGCCUCUGCCUCACUCAGGCCAACAAACACUUUGGAAUGGCCCUGGGAGCGCUCUUUGUACAGCAGCACUUCUCAUCGCAGAGCAAAGCCAAGGUACAGGAGCUGGUGGAGGACAUAAAGCAUUCUCUGGACCUACGCCUCCAAGAGCUCGACUGGAUGGACGACGCCACCAAAGACGCAGCCAGAGCCAAGUUGAAGCACAUGAUGGUGAUGACUGGAUACCCAGACUUCCUGCUCAAGCCUGAACUCAUAGAUCAAGAAUAUGGGUUUGAUGUGGACGAGAAAACUUACUUUAAGAACAUCCUGAACAGCAUCAAGUUCAACAUCAAGUUAUCAGUGAAGAAGAUCCAUGAAGAAGUGGACAAAACUAUGUGGCUCCUUCCUCCUCAGGCCCUUAAUGCCUACUACCUCCCUAACAAGAACCAAAUGGUUUUCCCCGCCGGCAUCCUCCAACCAACUCUCUACAACCCUGAGUUCCCACAGUCUUUGAAUUAUGGAGGGAUUGGAGCGAUUAUUGGUCAUGAGCUCACACACGGAUACGACGACUGGGGGGGCCAGUACGACCGCUUUGGUAACCUGCAGCAGUGGUGGACCGAGGACUCCUACAGGCAGUUCCAGAGAAAGGCAGAGUGCAUCGUUAAACUCUACGAUAAUUUUACCGUCUACAACCAGAAGGUGAACGGGCGCCUCACUUUGGGGGAAAAUAUCGCUGACAUGGGAGGACUCAAGCUCUCCUACUAUGCCUAUCAGAAGUGGGUGAGAGAGCACGGGCCAGAGAGACCCCUCCCCGGUCUGAAGUACACACACGAGCAGCUGCUGUUUAUCGCGUUUGCUCAGAACUGGUGCAUGAAGAGGAGAUCUCAGUCCAUUUAUUUACAGCUUCUGACGGACAAGCACGCCCCAGAACACUACAGAGUGAUCGGCAGCGUGUCCCAGUUCGAUGAGUUUUCCAGAGUUUUCCACUGUCCCAAAGGCUCCCCCAUGAACCCCCCCGAGAAGUGCUCCGUGUGGUGACAGCAGAACUCAACCAGGACUAACCCAGGACCGGGCCAGGAUCAAGAAAACUGAACCAGGAGGAUCAACGAAACCAGACUAGAUCAUCAUUGUUCCCAAAGCUCGCCAAGUCCAGAGCUGCAACAGAAUUUAACCGGGACUAAACACGGACCAGAUAAAGACCUCUCAAAAUCCAGACCUAGACUCGAGACCUGUCUGGGACCUCAAACACUAGACCAGGACUGCCA